Molecule: messenger RNA, 1804 nt
Organism: Hydra vulgaris (swiftwater hydra)
Lineage: Eukaryota; Metazoa; Cnidaria; Hydrozoa; Anthoathecata; Hydridae
Product: dynein axonemal assembly factor 1
Molecular function (GO): protein binding
Source: RefSeq, a predicted model, not a curated record
AAGUUUUAGUAUAAAGAGUACAUAAUGGUUGUUACAUCUGGUAAAGAUGAAGAUGAAAAAUUUCCUAGAAUGACACCAAGUGUUUUAAAGAAAAUUUGCAAAGAUUUGAAACUAUAUCAAACACCAUCAUUAAACGAUGUUCUUUACUUACACUACAAAGGCUUCGGACGCAUUGAAAAUCUUGAAGAAUAUACAGGUCUCAAAUGUUUGUGGUUAGAAUGUAAUGGGUUGAAUAAAAUUGAAAAUUUAGAUCACCAAUUUCACUUAAAAUGUUUAUAUCUCCAUCAAAAUCUUAUUUCUUACAUUGAAAAUUUAGAAAAUUUAACUGAGUUAGAUACUUUAAAUAUUUCCAAUAAUUGCAUUAAAAAAAUUGAAAAUCUAUCAUGCUUAAAACUUCUUAACACUCUUCAAAUCAGUCACAAUCAUCUAAGUACUGCUAAAGAUAUUGAGCACUUAUCUGAUUGCUUAAAUAUAAGUGUGUUAGAUUUAUCUCAUAACAGAUUAUCCGAUCCCCAAAUUACUGAUGUUUUAGGAGCAAUGUCAAAUUUGCGUGUUUUAAAUUUAAUGGGCAAUCCUGUUAUAAAUGAAAUUCGAAAUUAUCGUAAAAGUUUAAUUUUAAAAUGCAAAAACUUAAGGUACUUGGAUGAUCGACCUGUUUUUCCAAAAGAAAGAGCCUGUGCUGAAGCUUGGUUUGUGGGUGGCCAAGAGGCUGAAGCUAUAGAGCGUGAAAAUUGGAGUAAUAAAGAAAAGAAAAGGAUUCAAGAUUCUGUAGAUUAUGUUGCAAGCAUUCGCAACAAAGCAAAAAAAGAUGCUUUUUUAGAUAAGAAAGAAAAUAAUGAAAAGAAUAAUCUUGAAGGAGACACAAAUCUUUCCGACAAAGAAGAAGAUUAUACUAAUGUGAAUGAGACUAAUAUCCCUGAACUUGAGGAAAUUGAUUUUAGUUUGAGUACAACUAAUAUUCCCAACUUUAAAGAAAUUGAUACAAUUAACUUACAAAAUGAAAAAGCUCCUAUCAAGCAAGAUUUAUUUGAAAAUACACUUCCCUUUUCUUAUAGCAAACAAAUUGAAAAUAAAAAUGGCUUUAACGAUAACGACAUCAAUAUAAACUGUAACAAUAAUAGCGAUGAUUAUGAUUCAAAUUACAUUGCAUAUCCUUCCAAUUGCUCUCCAUCAAUACCUGAAGUAAAAUCGUCAAAUCGUUUUUCCAGUUCCACAGAAGAAGCAGAGUUUUUUAAUAACUUAGAAAAACUAGCAGGUUUUAAUAACUUUGAUUCAUUUCACAGUUUGUCUUCUCACACAAACAAUGAAACAGGAAUUUUUACUUCUCCUAUUAGAAAUGCCAGCACAAAAAAAUCGCAUUUAUUGUUUGUUAAUGAACAAGAAGAAGUCAUCCAAAAUGCUGAAAAUGUUUGUGACAAUUAUAUAAAAGAGGAACCACUAACUACAAAUAGGGGGUUUUUCAUUCAAGAGUUAGAAACACGCAGAAAUGUAGAAAAACACGCAGAAACACCGAAACAUUUACGCAGAAAUGUUAACACCGAAAAACAUGUUAGUCAUGAAAAUAUAAAGAAAAGAGAAGAAAAAAUUGAAGUUGAGAAGUGGGCCAUAAAAACAAACAAAUUUCCAUUGAUUGAAGAAAUAAGUUCUGAAAAUGAAAUUGAUUAAAGAUAAUAAAACUAAGUCUUCUUUUUAAUAGACACGGUUUUAGAUUUUAAACAAGAUUGUGUUUUCAACUUAGUAAUAAUGUUUUACAUUUAAAAAAUAUGUAUUUUCAUAUUCAUAACUAAAUUUAAAUAUUGCCUUA